AUGGGCAGCCAGAUCCGUCAGCCAGCCAUGGGCAGCCAGAUCCGUCAGCCAGCCAUGAGCAGCCAGAUCCGUCAGCCAGCCAUGAGCCGUCCAGCCAGGAUCCGCCAGAGCCGUCCAGCCAGGAUCCGCCAGAGCCGUCCAGCCAGGAUCCGCCAGAGCCGUCCAGCCAGGAUCCGCCAGAGCCGUCCAGCCAGGAUCCGCCAGAGCCGUCCAGCCAGGAUCCGCCAGAGCCGUCCAGCCAGGAUCCGCCAGAGCCGUCCAGCCAGGAUCCGCCAGAGCCGUCCAGCCAGGAUCCGCCAGAGCCGUCCCAGCCAGGAUCCGCCAGAGCCGUCCCGCCAGGAUCCGCCAGAGCCGUCCCGCCAGGAUCCGCCAGAGCCAGCCAGCCAGGAUCCGCCAUCUAGUCAGGUGCUGCCCCUUAGUCCGGUGCUGCCCCUUAGUCCGGUGCUGCCCCUUAUCCUGGUGCUGCCUCUUAGUCCGGUGCUGCCCCUUAAUCCAGGUGGGUUUAAGUGGAGGGUGGUCAUUGGGAGGAGGUUAAGAAAGCGGGUAGUAACUAUAGUGGGGUGGUGGUCAAGCCCGGAGCCGGAACCGCCUCCGGGGAGCAACACCCACCCAGCCCUCCCCUAUUGUGGGGUUGUGAGGCGCGGUCGCAGUCCGCGCCUUUAGGGGGGGGUACUGUGACGUUCUGGCUCCGGGACUCUUAGUAGUGAGCCAGGGUUGUCAUUUUCAUUUGGGUGUAGUUCUAUGUGGGAUCUAGUUGUUUCAUUUCUAUGGUUGGUUUUGAUGUUGAUUAGUCAUAUGACUCCCAAUCGGAGGUAACGAGUGUCAGCUGUCGGCUCGUUAUCUCUGAUUGGGAGCCAUAUUUAUACUGUGUGGUUUCACCUUGGUUUUGUGGGUUUUUGUUCCUGUUUAGUCAUUGUAUCUGUUGGACUUCACUAGCCGUCGUUGUUUGUUGUUUUUCGUGUUGCACUUUACUUAAUAAAGUCAUGUUCACGUCAAACGCUGCGCUUUGGUCUACUCCCUUUGAAGACGGCCGUGACAACAACACUGAAGUGUAAGGGGCCUCCAAUUUUUUUAAUGGACUGGAUCUUUAUAUUUUCCACUUGUAUCCUGUUUCAGUAAUAAUGAAAUCAGACCUUCUUCUUGAGUGUCUGAUAAUCUACCAUUUACAUAGGAGUGGUUAAAACAUGCUAAUAACGGUCCUCUGAGUAUAUAAAAAAAGGUUUGGUAUACCUCAACUGGUAUGCCAUCCAACCCUGAAGUUUUCCCGGACUUAAAGUCUUUAAUUGCAUCCAUAAGUUCCUCCUCUGUAAUUUCACCUUCACAUGAGUAUUUCUGUAUGGCUGUUAAUUUUACAUUAUCAAUAGAAAGACAUCUCUACAAUUAGCUUCAGUUAGAGGAGAUGGAAGCGACUGAAACGAAAACAUAUGCUUAAUGUACUUUGCUUCCUCCUUCAAAAUAUUAUUUGGUGAAUCAUGGGUGACUCCAUCAUUUGUAACCAGUUUCAUUAAAUUAUUUUUGGUAGCAUUUCUAUGUUGAAGAUAAAAAAAAUAAUUUGCUGCAUUUUCCCCCAUAUUCCAUCCAGUUUGCUUUAUUUUUAUAAUAUAUUACGCUUGAUCUUUCUUGAAUAAGUUUCUCCAUUUCUUUUUGUUUUUCCUCUAAUUUAUUCUGAGCCUCUAUGUUACAGUUUUUAUUGCUAUCUUUCUGUUCUGUUAGACCUUCUAUUUCCUUUGUUAGUAUGGACUCUUUUGACCUAAAUUGCUUUUGUUUUCGAGAUGAGUACUGAAUUGCAUGGCCUCUAAAGGCACAUUUAAAUGUGUCCCAUACAAUAAGGGGAUUUGCUGUACCUAUGUUAUGUUAUAAAUUCCUCUGUCCUAGUUAAAAACAAAUUAUCAUCCAAUAGGCUUUGAUUACAUUUCCAAUAUCCUCGCCCACGUGGAAAUUCAGUAAGAGUAAUGUAUAUGCCAAUUAUAUGAUGGUCCGACCGCAUUCUGUUCUUAUCAACACUUUUUAAACUUUUGGUGCCAACGAGAAUGACAUAAGAUAGAAGUCAAGACGACUAGCUUGAUUGAGUCUCCGCCAUGUAUAUUUCACUAGAUCAGGAUAUUUAAGCCUCCAUAUAUCUACUAGUUCUAAUGUAUCCAUGACAUGCACAAUUUCCUUAAGAGCAUGAGGGUGAUAGUUUGUAGUGUGAUUUCCUUUACGGUCCAUUGAGCUAUUUAAAACAGUAUUAUAAUCUUCCACCAUAAUAAUAGAGUCUUGUAUUGCUUGCAGGGUUGAUGAUUUAUUAUAUAUAUUGUCAAAGAAGUGUGGAUCAUCAUUAUUUGGUCCGUAAAGGUUAAUGAGCCAUAUCCGUUUAUAACAUAUUUAAAAUAAUCCAUCUACCUUGCGGAUCUGUUUGGACAAUUUGCACAUUCGAAUCGAAAUUACUGUUAAUUAAUAUCAUCACCCAUUUUAAUUUCUUUGCCCAUGGGAGAAGUAUAUUUCGCCCCCCACCCCCCCACCCCAUUCCUUUUUCCACGCAACUUCAUCUAGAAUUGUUGAAUGAGUUUCCUGUAAACAAUAGACAUUAUAUUCCUUCUCUUUGAGUCAUGUAAAUAUUGUUAUUCUUUUGUUAUUAUCUACUAAGCCAUUACAAUUAUAACUGGCUAUACAUAUUUAAUCACAUACCAUAAUGAGAUACAUUUAAAUUGUAUUAUGUGAACUGAACAUAAAAACAAAAAAUAAAGGAGUUUUUUUGUUUGUUGAGAAUACUGAUGUUACUGACUCCACUACAAUAAAUAAAUACAUUUAAUUGAAAUACUGUAGAAUUCUAUUCAUUCCUAUGGAGGACUGCUCCUUCUGAAGACCAAUAUUGCGGCUGAUGGCUUCAAAGCCUCUCAUCAGCAAUCCAGGGUUUAUAUACAUAAUUGUGACUAACAGGUGUUACUAGUUAUGGACUGCCAUAAUAUUAUAGAAGAGAAGAAUAAGGUAUUAGUAGGCUGCUCUGGGUUUCAGAGGAUGCACAUAUUGAAAAGGGCCAGGAAUGCUGAAAUGCUCAUUAAUUGGUGUAACAAUAAAGAGGACAAAAGUGUCAUACAAUAUUGAAAGACUUGAAGUUGAACUAAGGUUUAACUCACAUUCACAAGCCUUCAUAAUGAUCUUGAAUGAAGCAUUUUACUGAGCCUCGUUUAUGCAAUAUGCCACAGAGUUAUUUCUCACAAAUACUAGCUUUUACACAGUUCAUGCAGUAAAUGGCGGCAAAUCUAUCUCAGAAGCGGAAACGGCCUGUCCUACCGGAAAUGAUGUCAGUACUGUUUUUCUGGCUGUAGUGUGCAUAGAUAUUUUUUUGUCAGAAAGAUGUAACUUUGUUAAAUAACUAUUUGGGAACAAAUAAACAACCUACCGUGCAGAUGGCGGGCGGAUUCAGUGCCGUAGUAGGGGUAAAAAAGUUGUCAUAUGUAACGUUAGCUAUCAGGCUGGCUUGUCGAAAUAACAUUAGCUAACUACAAUGAUUGUAAAUCAAAUUAAAGUAGCACAUUAAAAUACACUAGACAUUUUUCCAGAGUUUUGCCUCAUCAAAUGAAAUCCAUUAGCUAUUUAACGUUAGGUAGUGUGGGGAUCUAUUUUCUUAUAACUAGAUGUGAUGCCUAGCUUAGAAAGAAUACAUUAAUGAUUAAACAUAAUAGGUUUGUGCUGUACUGAUAUAGAUUGUUUAACAUAACAAGCUGUGAUUAAUGUGAGGAACCGUUAGGGGGUAGGCUGAGACAGGCUUGUGACUCACACACACAGCCUCUUUGUUAAACUGCUCAAGGACAUGUGUUCUGCUACAAAGAAGGACAAACUAUGUCUGAGGUUGCUGACUCGAGACAAGUUGUAAAGAUAACAACUAAUGCCUGGCAACAGUGAAGCGCCAAGGGGCUGGGACCAGCCUGUGCGCCAUCGAUAGGUUGGGUAAGUUUAAACCACACCCAGCCUCUACUCUGACAGGCCCAGCAGGGAGCGGGAACUAUCUCUGUCAGAGUAUUUAAAGAAGAACUUAUAACAAUGGCGCAGUUCUCUGACUGCCCUGCGUGGUUUUUCAGUGGGCCCGUAUAUACGAACAUCAUAUUUACCAUUCAAGUGUUUGCAUUAAUUUAAAUACUAGUCUAUUUUAGAAGACGUGUAUUGACCUCUUUUUGUUCCUAUACCAGAUUUGAAUUGACGCAACUUGACAGUAGUUAAGUUUAAACGAAUGUUGUUGACUUGCUGUUCACAAGCAUUUGCAUACUGGCUUCGUUGUCAAUAAUGCUGUGUUAACGUGUAGGUAGCUAGUUGGCUAACCAUGAGAGAAAGUGUUUUCUCACUGACAUCUCAAUGUUUUACAGCGUUCAGGGGGUGGUAAGGCGACGUCCAGCCUGACAGAGAACUACCAGCUUGCAAGGCGUCGCACCCUCCAAGUGGUGGUGAGCUCUCUGCUGACAGUGUGGGUUUGAGAGUGCAGAGAAGGCUGCCGUGGAAUCACUGAGAUUAUCCAGAGCUGUAUGUAACCAUUGUGUUUUGAUGUAAUUCAUACAUGUUUUGAGUUUGGGAUUAAACUAAUAACCCUUUGCUGGCUUGAAUUAAACUGUUGCUCAAUUGGUAGAGCAUGGCGUUUGUAACGCCAGGGCAGUGGGUUCAAUCCCCGGGACCACCCAUACGUAAAAAUGUAUGCGCACAUGACUGUAAGUCGCUUUGGAUAAAAGCGUCUGCUAAAUGGCAUAUUAUAUUAUAUUAUAUUAUAAGUGAAAUCACCACAAUUGUCUGUAUUGCUGACCUCUCAUCUGUGUCUAUUCCCUGUACUUUUUCAGACAUAUCUGAAGUAGGUCGUUGUGCCAAGGCAUACUGUGAACACACAGCCCGAAUCACACCCACCCUCGCUGACGCUGUGGUCACACUCAUUGAAAUGGGUUAGUUUAACCUAAGGAAAGAUGCAAAAGAAAUACAGGUUGAAUAUGAAAUCUCAAUUUAAUUUGCCUUCAUUCACUUAUUUGUUUCACGUACCACCACAGGAUUCAAUGUCGACACUCUGCCAGGGUAUGCCAAGAGAUCACAGAGGAUGGUUAUAACUGCUUGUGAGUCUUUACUGUUAGUAGACCCUCAGGAGGGUGGCAUUUAGACUAGAACUGAGCACAAAACACAAGAACACUACAGAGCAAGCUGGUAACUGGUCCUAGAAUGAAAGUAGGUAUGACGCUUAACUGACCAUCUGUGUAUUUUUCAGCUCCAGUGACAAAUGCUCCUGUGAUCCCAAAGGCCUUGAUCGCUGGACAGAAACGCACUCAUCCCUCCCACAUCCCCAGCCACUUCCCCGAGUUCCCCGAUCCUCACACCUACAUCAAGACUCCAGUGAGUCAACCACACUUCUUACAGUUUUCCCAGCCAGACACAUACUUGACUUAGUAUUUAUACACUUUUAAACUUUUUCCAGUAGUCUAGUGAAAAGAUUUUUAAGAUGAAUAAAUGAGUGAGUUUCCUUUCUGUCAGACGUUUCGGGGGCCUGUGUCAGAUUACCAGGUGGUGCGAGAGAAGGCAGCUUCUCAGAAAAGGGAUGUAGAGCGAGCACUCACAUGCUUCAUGGCCAAGACCUGAGAAACACAGAGCCUCUUCAAGGAUGAUGUCACUGCCUUCCCAUGUGAGCGAGUGCUCGUUGUUGUUGUCAAGCAUGAUUCUCAUUCAUGCUGUUGAAUUUGAAAAAAUUUCCCUUCAGUUUUGCAUAAUCUGCACAAAGAUGCUUCUAAUAUGGAACAGAAGUUUACUGUUCCCGCUGAUCUUAUUUCCUACGAGAGAGUGUUGGAUACCUGUGUUUACAUAUGUAAUAAUACUGAUGCCUUUGUGAUUGUGAUUGCCAGUGAUCGCAGCGCGGCCAAGCUCCAUCCCGUACCUCAGUGCCUUGCUGCCCUCAGAACUGGAGCUGCAGACUCUGGAGGAGACAGACUCCUCUGAACAGGACGACCAGACCGACAGCGAGAACACGCCAGGCAACAACCUCAAUGUGAGUCAGGGACAUGGGCCAAGGGAAAUAUUUAACCCCGAUUCUUUAUAAUCUGCAGUGCAAUGUGGUAGGCCUAUACAGAAAUAACUUUUCAUUAGAAAAAUCAAGGCCCUCCUAAUGAGGGUGUUACAAAGCCAUUCAUUGUUAAGAGCAAAUCUAUAUUAAAAUGUACCUGGUGUUGAUUGCUACUUAUUAAUUUACAAAAAUACAUAUUUUUUAAAUUAAGUUUGUUUUUCUCAUCUAUGCCUUUCAUCAAAUGUAGGAUGAUCCUGGAGCUGAUAAGGAGAAUUCUGUGCUGCCCCCUGGGGGCGUGGUUCCCUUGAUGAAGGUCAGUGAAGAAAACAUGAUUGACAACCCAUACCUGAGGCCGGUCAAGAAACCCAAAGUGAGGAGGAAGAAGUGAGAGCUACUACACGUAGCACUAAUUUGGACUUAAUCUGUUAGCCACAACGAAGGGUGAAUCGUAAGAAGCAGUCAACAGCUCUGUGCCUCUGAGAAGUGGACCCACGUGGAAAUCUGGGGUCAGGGACUCCAACCUCUCAACUUUCUACAUGGCAAAUACUGCUCAUUAUGACAUCCUUCACAAGUACAUUAAUGAGCAAACAGACAUUUUGCAAUUCAUAUUUUUCACAUUUGUGGAAUGGUUGGAACAUUUGCUAAAAUGUGAUGUUAUUUAUUUUUACCCAUUUCCAAAUGAUGAUUAAAAUCAUUUGUGAAUAAUGAGCAGGAAACAUGUUUUGAUUUGUAUUUUAACAUGAAAACCUUUCAUUUACCCAAAUAUACACUGAACAAAAAUAUAAAUGCA
Messenger RNA from Coregonus sp. 'balchen', 6794 nucleotides. Lineage: Eukaryota; Metazoa; Chordata; Actinopteri; Salmoniformes; Salmonidae. The record is from the annotation of a GenBank genome assembly.